AUGACGACAACAGCCACAGCACCGGACGGCUCGAAUGGCCAGAUGACUGGUGAAAGCAAGGGUGUUUCCAACUUGAAAAAUCCUCCAAGGACCAAUGUCUGCAAAGGCUGUGCACUCGCCUUUCCUUCCAAGAACAAACUCUUCAAACAUUUGCAAGAUACCGAUGGCAUCUGUCUCAAGGAUGAUCCACAAGAGUAUGCCAACUAUUGCAAAUACGUACGGAAGAAGAAGAAGCUAGACAAGGUUCUGAUUCUCUUUGGGUACUUGCCAGUUGCCUCCUUGAUCCGAAAUGGAACCGAUGCGGCCACUUUUCUCAUCCACGCGAUGGAAGAGUGGCAAAGUCAACAAGAGGGAUCAACGGACAUAUUCGAGCAGCCAGACGAGUCAGAACGAAAGUUCAAUCGAUCUUAUGGGCAUGAACAACGAGGAGUGGAUAUCGUGGCGCAGGACAAUGACACGGGUGCCAUUACAGAAGUCUUGUCCGUCAAAUUGCAACCUCUGCCGCCCAAUAUCACGGUCGACAAUCUCUUGGAUGAGGUUCAAGCCAUAUUGAAUGCUCAGUUUGCUGCUGAAGCUGCAAUUGUAGUACCAAUUCGCAUUCUGGGACGACAAAUUAUGAAACAAGCCAAAUUCAGUGCGGAAAUGGAUUCGACGAAUCGACGAGUUGAGUAUGUCUUACCAAUGGACUUUUUGAGUUGGUGCACUCCUGAAAUACAAGAUCGGCUGGAGGCUCUGCCAAGCUUUUCGGAGAACAACAAACACAGUAUUGGAACACGAUUACCGCACUAUGCCAGGGGGAGCUGUUUCUUUCCCAAUGGUGCAGAAAAAAAGGAAGAUGAAGGCAAACAGGUCGAGGACAAGCCCCAAAAUCUACCCGAUGUGCAAGUCCUAGCGUACUUGCACAAGCUCAAGAAACUAAUGCAAUCGCUUUCGACACAAAUAGUUCAAUUGGACAUGAACGACAAGGCUGCAGUCAUGGAAAAGGGAUUUAGUUUGCAAAAGCGACGUAGGACUAAGCGUAGCAAGAAGGAAGACAGUCGUGCUCAGGACGACGGAGAGGACGGUGACGAUGGUGAUAAUGAUCAAAGUAAUACUCCCAAUGUGGUUGCCAAACAUAAGAUGCUCAAGCGAAAGCGAUUUCAUAACUUUACUGAAUCUGUCAUGGCUCACGAAUAUUUGGCAUAUCGGCGGCUAGAUCGAAUGUAUCAUAGGGCUUGCUUGAGAUUUCCAGAAGUAGACCCUACCUACAACAAGCCUUUUCUCGUCGUUUCUCUGACAGGAGACCUAUUUUUGACGGGCCAAGUGCUGCGAGUCAUUGGAUUAUUCCUGUCCAUUGCCAAUGGAUUAAUCGAUGCGGACAUUGUGGAUUGCGUGUUUGACGAAGAAUAUCCUCAUUUGAUUCCUACGCCACCAGUCCUGCCCUUGGGAAUGAUGGCCGGAGAGGCCAACUACAUGACAUGGGAAGGAAAGGUGAAAUCGAUUCUAACGGCACGAAAAACAGAUCGAUAUCCGAAUGGGUGGAACCAAAUGAGUACAUUGCAACGAGUCAAGGAUUGGCAAGAAGUUGUGUAUCGAGAGAUUGCUAGACGAUGGUUGGUACAGGGAGUGGACAAAGAGAGUGGGCGACUAGUGGCUGAGAAAGAAUGGACGGAAAGAGUGUUGAAACCGUGGGCCAAGAAGGCCAAUGAACAAUUGAGUGCCUAUCGCACUUGGAAGACAGAAUCCGAAAUAGCAAUUGGAAACAAUCCAGAGAACAAUGCGUCUGGUGAACAGAAAUUUGAAGACCCAGCACUACCAGCUACGAUCGAUGCUACAGUACCCGAGUUGUUUGAAAAGGUGUUGUUUCACCUUCGAAAGAUAGAUGAAACUGCUCAAUGGCCUUCUACUACACUCAAACGACAGCUUGUGAUGGUAUCAACGAACAAGGACGCAAAAGAGGACGAAAAAACCGAGUCCUUGUCCAUGGCUCACAUGAAAGCAAAGAACAACAAAGAGACCAGAUCGUCGGCGUAUUCUUUUGCUGAGGGGCAAGGGGGGGCAAGCGGAAGUUUUUCUGUUGGCUACAUGCCUGGAGGUAUCAAUAAGCAGCCAAAGUCGAACUCAUUAUUCCCUGAGUUGGUCCAAGCUGCCUUUGAACUGGAGACAAAGCUCUUUCCGAAUCGUGCUAGCAGUACAAUUGCAAUCAACCGGAAUGCCCAAUUCCGACCUCACACAGAUAGUGGAGCUGGAGCGGGACAGUCAACGAGUUUGAUUGUCGGUCUUGGUACCUACAGCGGCGGAGAGCUGAUGGUGGAAGGGGAACAACACGAUAUCCGAUAUAAGGCAAUCGAGUUCAAUGGAUGGACCGAACGUCAUUGGACGAUGCCGUUUUCUGGAGAGCGAUAUAGUCUUGUCUGGUUCACGCCAAAAGGCUGUGAAGGUAUGCGAGGGAUUGACAUUGAAUUUGAACAGAGCUAA
Messenger RNA from Cylindrotheca closterium, 2457 nucleotides. The record is from the annotation of a GenBank genome assembly. Lineage: Eukaryota; Bacillariophyta; Bacillariophyceae; Bacillariales; Bacillariaceae.